Molecule: messenger RNA, 538 nt
Organism: Calypte anna (Anna's hummingbird)
Lineage: Eukaryota; Metazoa; Chordata; Aves; Apodiformes; Trochilidae
Gene: NDUFC2
Product: NADH:ubiquinone oxidoreductase subunit C2
Exons: 3
Coding region: 56-388 (110 amino acids)
Biological process (GO): mitochondrial electron transport, NADH to ubiquinone
Cellular component (GO): mitochondrial inner membrane
Source: RefSeq, a predicted model, not a curated record
GGGUCGGCGGAGGGGAGCGCUGCCGCACCGCUCCCCCGCGGUCACCUUGGCGGCCAUGGUGUUCCUGCCGGACGAGGCGCGGUCGCUGCCGCCUCCUCCUCUGCUCAACAAGGGCUCGGCCUGGCUGGGUCUGACCGGCUGGGUGACAGCUCUGCUGGACAACGGCUUCAACAAGCGCCCCAUCAUCCGAGCCGGUGUUCACCGCCAGGUGCUCUUCACCACCGUGGGGUGGUUUGUUGGGUAUUACCUGAUCAAACGCACCGAGUACAUGUACGCCAAGCUGGACAGAGACCUCUUGGAGUAUGUCAGGCAGCACCCAGAGGACUUCAAGGCAGCAGAAAAGAAAAAGGUGGGAGAGCUUUUGGAAGAGUUCCGCCCAAUCCGCUGAGGUUUUCUCCCGUGGUGUCCCAGGAUGCAGCUGCUGAACUAAUUCCUUACUGAGGAUUUUUGGAGAGCUGGCUGUAACUCUUCAACUAUCCAGAGGUUAGAAAAUGAACCAUUGCUUAUUUUCAUGUAAUAAAAGUUACCAUGAAAUCCA